Molecule: messenger RNA, 2055 nt
Organism: Hemibagrus wyckioides
Lineage: Eukaryota; Metazoa; Chordata; Actinopteri; Siluriformes; Bagridae
Product: desmoglein-2-like protein
Exons: 13
Coding region: 1-2055 (684 amino acids)
Biological process (GO): multicellular organism development; calcium-dependent cell-cell adhesion; cell morphogenesis
Cellular component (GO): catenin complex; plasma membrane; adherens junction
Molecular function (GO): calcium ion binding; cadherin binding
Source: RefSeq, a predicted model, not a curated record
AUGAAGGUAAUGUGGGUCAAAGCUGAUAAAACAGAGAUACAAACUCUUCAUCGACAGAAAAGAAACUGGAUGUUCCCUCCAAAAACACUGUUUGAAAACAUGGAUUAUACCAAAGAAGAAUAUAUUAUCAAAUUGCGAUUAGAUGAAGAAACCAGAACGGAUAUUAUAUAUUCUCUGUUAGAGGAGGGAUUGAAUUUAUUCACUGUAGACAGAAAAAGCGGCUACGUAAAGAUCCAUGGCAUCUUGGACAGAGAGAAAGAAGAUGUUUAUGAACUCAAAGCGAGAGCUUCACUACCAGAUGGAACACUUGUUGAAAGGGACCUCGAUUUGAAAAUCAUAGUUCUUGACCAGAAUGACAAUGCCCCUGAGUUUGAGCUUAAUAUGAAUGGUUCUGUCAAAGAGCUCAGUGACAAAGACACCAUGGUAUUUACAGUCACAGCUAAGGAUAAGGACCAGGAAGGCACAACAUAUUCAAAAAUUACCUACAAAGUUAUACAGCAGGAUCCGGCUGGAGAGAUGAUGUUCAAAAUCAGCCGUACAUCUGGUGAAAUCAAAGUCAGUAUGAACACUCUGGACCGAGAGAAACAAGAAAUGUACAAACUGCUAAUCACGGCUACAGAUAUGGAUGGAGCAGAUUCUGAUCCCAACAACAGACCAAUGACAGGAACAGGGACGGUGACCAUCAACAUACUUGACGUCAAUGAUAAUAUCCCCACAUUGGAGAACGUGUCUUAUGAGGCUAGUGUGAAGGAGAAUAUCAAAAAUAAGGAAGUGAUCCGGAUUAAGACCAUAGACAAGGAUAAGGAAUACACUGAGAACUGGGAGGCCGUGUACACAAUCAUUUCAGGAAAUGAGGCUGGUUACUUCAACAUCACCACAGAUCCCAAAACUAAUGAGGGCAUCCUGAUGGUCACUAAGGAGCUGAACUAUGAGGAGGUGAAAGAGAUUCAUCUGAAAGUGGUGGUGAAGAACAAGGCGCCUUAUCACAAGUCAGUGGUGAACAACAAGAUCAUAGAAUACCCCAUUAACAUAAAAGUGCAGAACAUGCGUGAAGCCCCUCAUUUCCAGCCUGCGGUCAAAGAUGUCAGAGUCUCUGAAGACCCUGAAGUCACUGAUCUGACGAAGGUCAUCACCACCUACACAGCCACAGAUACUGAUACACUGUUAGCCGCCACUAAUGUCAGGUAUUUGAAAGGAGAAGAUGUUGACCAAUGGGUGAGCAUUGAUGAGCAAACAGGCGAGGUCAGACUCAUCAAAUAUCCAGACCAUGAGUCUGAGUAUGUGAAAAAUGGAAUAUACUACGUCAAAAUCUUAGCAAUGACCGAUGAUUUUUCGCCCAAAACUGCGACAGGAACUCUUGCAAUUCAUGUGGAGGAUAUCAAUGACAAUGUUCCCAUUCUGAACAGCUCAUCUGAAACGCUGUGUUAUGGUGACAGCGUAGUGUAUGUCACAGCCACAGAUAAGGAUUAUUUCCCCUAUGCAGAACCUUUUAGUUUCAUGUUGGUUACCAAUGGCACAAAAGAGAACUGGAGCUUUGAGAAUAUCAAUGAUUCCAAAAAAAACAUUUUGCGCAGCCAGGAGAUCCUAUGGCCGGGACACUACACAGUGGAGCUGCAGGUGAAAGACCAGCAAGGAAAGUCCUCUGAAGUUCAAAAGCUUCAGGUAUUUGUGUGCAAAUGCACACGUUAUGCCAGGUCAGUGCAAGACAAACCGAAUUGCCCACGAGAGAGACAGAACAGCACUGGUACUGUACUGGGAACAGGUGGUGUUCUGGUACUACUGCUAGGAAUCCUGCUUCUCUUGGCAAUUCCAGUGCUUUUGCUGGUGUGUGAGUGUGGAGCAGUUCCUGAUAUUAACCAGACUCUCCCCUUCGAACAAGAACAGAAACUUAUCAUCUAUUACACUGAAGGCCAAGGAGAGGAUAAGGUAUAUAUUAUGCUUCAUAUUAGAUUUCAGCCUCUCAAGUGGAACAGAUGUUUAAUAGCACUUGCUGUGGCUAUGCAACCAAUCCAAACUAAAGAGUAUGCGAAGACUGACAAAGGCCCCUUCCCUUAG